GCAGCCGUCGCGUGAAGUCCCUGCCGCCUCCCCCCUCCCUCUCGCCGCGCAGAGCCCAAAUCGCCGCGGAUACCUCGGCCUCAAGGCAGCCGCUGCGGCGCCGCGGUUCGCGCUCCGCCUAGGACCCGCCUCCUCCUCCUCCUCCUCCUCCGCGGCGACCCAUGGCUUUCCUCGCCCCCGCCAUCUCCGGCGAGGUGGGUUUGCGGCUCUUAUUGGCUCCGCUAAGCUCUAAUGUAGUCAUCCGUACAGCCAGUUGUGCCGUGGGGAUUGGUCUACCUGUAUACUCCACUUUCAGAGCUAUAGAGAAGAAGGAUGAAAAGGAGAAAGAGCGGUUGCUCUUGUAUUGGGCAGUGUAUGGAUCCUUUAGCAUUGCUGAAGUCUUUGCAGAUAAGCUUCUUUCAAGUGUUCCUCUCUAUUAUCAUGUGAAGUUUGCUAUCCUUGUGUGGCUCCAGUUCCCUUCAAACGGGGGAUCCAAGCAUGUGUACAAUAAAUACCUACGUCCAUUUUUCCUGAAACAUCAAGCAAAAAUUGAUAGAUUUCUGAAUAUUCUGUCAAAGGAACUUACGAAGUUUGUCAGCAGCCAUGAAGAUGAAAUUCGUUUUAUAGAGAACAUGGCCAUCAGAGGUGCUACCACAGCAAACAACAUCGUAAAUGGCCUUGACCAACCUGAUGAACCGCAAGCAAUUAAUGCAAUUGAAGGUCCGAAUCCAACUCCAACGGAAGAAGCUGGUGGGUUGGGAUCUGAGACUUGAGCUGAACUUGCUGUCACUGCUCAAUUUCUCUGGCGAAGCAAAUGGCAUAUUGUUGGAUGUGCUACAGAAGUGUCCAUUCAGGUCAUCCAGCUUGUUUGGAUUGUGAAUACGACCAUUCCUGAAAGGCUAGACCUAGAAACUAUGUUUUUAGUUUUAGUUAGAUAAGUAUAAUCUAUAGCCACUUAAAUGGGUGUUGGACAAAUAUGCAGCAUUCAGUUGUCUACUUUAUAAAUAUGCCUGAGGUGUAAGAUGCAGUUCCAUGUCCUGUUCGCUUUUUCAUCAUCUUGAUUUGUGUCAUCUUUCACGUUAGAGGAAUUUGAGGCCUGCAAUGAACAAGCUCGAAUUAGAGCAUGAAUUAGUGAUCGCUGGGUUGCCGUCUGUUAUUA
Molecule: messenger RNA, 1138 nt
Organism: Panicum virgatum (switchgrass)
Lineage: Eukaryota; Viridiplantae; Streptophyta; Magnoliopsida; Poales; Poaceae
Product: HVA22-like protein k
Exons: 8
Coding region: 162-752 (196 amino acids)
Source: RefSeq, a predicted model, not a curated record